Molecule: messenger RNA, 1272 nt
Organism: Protobothrops mucrosquamatus (brown spotted pit viper)
Lineage: Eukaryota; Metazoa; Chordata; Lepidosauria; Squamata; Viperidae
Gene: RAB9A
Product: RAB9A, member RAS oncogene family
Exons: 2
Coding region: 153-758 (201 amino acids)
Biological process (GO): retrograde transport, endosome to Golgi; Rab protein signal transduction
Cellular component (GO): late endosome; phagocytic vesicle; lysosome
Molecular function (GO): GTP binding; GTPase activity
Source: RefSeq, a predicted model, not a curated record
AUUCCGCCCUCAUAGCGCAAUCCCGGCCAUGUUAUUUCCCUCUCGCUCCCUUCCUUCCUCUGUUACGGUGGCCGCAAGUGGCUCGGGGCCAGUUAUCGGCUCUCCGCUUUCUUGACAGAUCUGGAGAUCAUAAAGGAUCUAUUCUUGAAAUAAUGGCAACAAAAUCAUCACUCCUUAAAGUAAUUCUUUUAGGAGAUGGAGGAGUUGGAAAGAGUUCAAUUAUGAACAGAUAUGUUACUAACAAAUUUGAUACCCAGUUAUUCCAUACAAUAGGUGUAGAAUUCUUAAAUAAAGAUCUGGAAGUAGAUGGACACUUUGUCACAAUGCAGAUAUGGGACACUGCAGGCCAGGAGCGGUUCAGGAGCUUGAGGACACCCUUCUACAGAGGUUCUGAUUGUUGUCUUCUCACUUUCAGUGUAGAUGAUUCUCAAAGCUUCCAAAAUCUGAGCAACUGGAAAAAAGAAUUCAUUUACUAUGCAGAUGUGAAAGAGCCUGAAACAUUUCCUUUUGUGAUACUGGGUAAUAAAAUUGAUAUAACUGAGAGGCAAGUAUCUACAGAAGAAGCCCAGAUCUGGUGCAGAAACAAUGGCAAUCAUCCUUACUUUGAAAUGAGUGCAAAAGAUGCCACUAAUGUUGCAGCAGCUUUUGAGGAAGCGGUUCGAAGAGUCCUUGCUACUGAUGAUAGAUCAGAUCACUUGAUUCAAACAGAUAUGAUAAAUCUUCACCAAAAACCUAUGUCUGGUUCAUCAUGCUGUUGACUGUUUAGCUUUAUCUCUUGGUUCAAUUAUCAUUCUUAACUGGGAAUAAUAAUAAAACAUAUGAUUCAUUGAUGACACUCUAAUAUAUUAAACUGUAAUAUUUUACUGCUUUAUGUGCUAGCCAGAGGAUUCUCUUCAGUGUGACCUAUUGCUAAAUAAAUGGUAUCUGACAUUUGGGGAAGGUAUUAACUCGAGAAUUCAUUUAAUUUAAAUAUUGUUUGAAUAAUAAAUUAUAUACUAAAACUUGAAAGUUCUAGAAGUACUAUUUGGGGACUCAGAUGAGGAAUAGAAAUUUUAUAUCUACAUAUAUAUUUUGAGGUCACUAAUCCAUGUUUUGCUUCACUAAAACCUUUUUCAUAAAGCAAUAUUAGAUAGUACAUUUUUAUUCACAAUUGCAUCUUUAAUCUUUUUUUUAAAAAAAAUCUGAUUUAAUAUAAACAUUUUAAGGGCUUUUGCUAUUUGUCUAGUGUCACUGAGCUGCCUGUAGAUUUUAAGUUAGAUAAUAAAUAUGCAU